AUGAAGUUUACGCUAAGCACCGUUACUAAAUGUUCUGGCCGGCUGGGAAUGCUGGGUGGCCUGCAAAGACUACCCAACGUAGGCCUCCAAACACCGGCGUUAAUUUUACACACAAAGGGAGGAUGUGUACCUCAUCUAAGCAAAGAAGUGAUGCAGCUUCUUUCCCAGGAGUCUGGUUUCCUUCAAGUCAGCAUUUCAAACACACUUCAAAUGCAGGAAGCAAUCAAAGCGAGCCAGCUGUCUUUUUCGGAAUUCACCGCUCAAAACAGCUGCGCCUCGUUGCUCUUCUUGCGGGAUCCAAGCGAAUCGCCCAUCGCGGGCAUACCAGAGAAGGAAAGUAUUCCUGUGUACACGCGCUACGGGCGACGAAACUUAACUGCCCAAGACUACAUGACGGUGGUGGAAACCUUUCGGCCCGACGCGUACGUUCCUCUGUAUGAUGGGGAUACGGACGCGGCAAGUUCGAAAAAACGCGAACAAAAGUCCCUCGACCGCACGGAAAAGUUUGUGGAGCAGUGUCUCGAACGACAUCGCAAUUCGGACGCUUUACGGACAUCCUGCCUCAUUGGGCCGAUCGUUGGUGGGUUCAACGAAAAGUUACGCGAGCGAUCAGUCAAUUUCCUGCAGAGCCUCGAUGCAUCUUUUGUGGGGUAUCUAAUAGAUGGCCUGUACACGCAUGGCGUGAAUGUGGAACACAUGGACGGAACGGCCACGUUGCCGAUUGUGACAGAUGUCUGCAGCAGGCUACCAGCAGAAAAAGUCCGUUUCUGCCUCGGUGCGUUCGAUCCGAAGCUCGUCCUAGAGAUGAUUGCGGCCGGAGUGGACAUUUUCGACACCAGUUACGUGUACGUUAAGUCCGCCCAACAACACCGGGCAUUAGUAUUUUCAUUUGACGUUGCAUCGCCAGGGGAACAUGUGACCGAGCUGGACACCACCGAUACAAGGUGGGCUGACGACUUUAGUCCAAUAUUACCCGGAUGCUCGUGUUACACGUGCAAGAAACAUUCCAGAGCGUACGUACAUCACCUGCACAAUACGCGCGAAAUGCUUGGUCCCAUUUUGCUAAUGAUUCAUAAUUUGCACCACUACAUGGAGUAUUUUAAAACAAUCCGGACCCACGUUAACAACGAUACGCUUCCGGAAUUGAAGAAACAUAUGGCGGAGCAGAAAACACUACCACCGUACAAACCACCCGUUGAGGAUAAAAAAGUACUACCCGCAAGUGUGCUGAAAACGGACUUACUGCCAGCAGCAGACGUUGUCGAGGACAAACAAAGCAAAAAGCAACGAGCUUAA
This is a messenger RNA of Anopheles nili, 1296 nucleotides long. RefSeq names its product queuine tRNA-ribosyltransferase accessory subunit 2. NCBI's taxonomy places the organism in Eukaryota, Metazoa, Arthropoda, Insecta, Diptera, Culicidae. The transcript is spliced from 3 exons. Gene Ontology annotation, molecular function: tRNA-guanosine(34) queuine transglycosylase activity. The coding region runs from base 1 to 1296 and encodes 431 amino acids. The record is from RefSeq and is a predicted model, not a curated record.